Lactuca virosa is the source of this 441-nucleotide messenger RNA. The record is from the annotation of a GenBank genome assembly. NCBI's taxonomy places the organism in Eukaryota, Viridiplantae, Streptophyta, Magnoliopsida, Asterales, Asteraceae.
AUGUUUUAUUACAUUUUUCUUUACGAUCAAGGACGUCAAAAUAUCCAUGAUGAGUUCAAUAGCUUUCUAAAUAGAAAGUUUGUUUUUAAAGUUCAGAUUUCAAAGUUUAAUCUCCAGAACAAUUAUCUUGCCUACACUGUUCAUAAUAUGAGUGAUGAUGAAGGUGUAGUUGGUGCAGUUUUCAAACGUUCACCUACAUAUGAACAAGACAAUAUUCAUUCUGAUGGUACUCCUAUUAACAAGUAUCUUAAGGAUAAGAGUGUUUCAGUUGAUGGUGACAAUAUUGAUGUUGUUGAUCUUGAUGUAGUCACACCAACAUCUACUUCCGUCAAGAAGCCUAUUAAGAUUGUUACCACCACCGAAUCUUUUGAAUGGUCUUCUUCUAAAGAUGGUGUUGCCGCUCCUAUCUUGAAGAUCCCAAAAAUGGAAAAGUUGGAAUAA